ACUUGCAACCUAGCCCGUUAAGAUGCCCCUCCGGUUCGACUCCGAGACUUCUUCCGGUCGAGAAUAAUAAUCUCGAGGUCUAGUCACUCAAAUCUCGGCCCCGCAGGACCACUCACCUUGUGUCGAACCUUGCAGUGAUUUGGAUCGACUAGUCUAGAAGCAGCCCUUUUCCCUCGUCGCCGGCGACGGCCGCUGCGCUGCUGGCAUCGGAUCUAUCCCGCUGGCGAAGCGCGUGGCAUCCUCGAACUACGAAAGGAUUGAGGUGUGCAGCGACGAGUCGCUCUUCUCCUCGGUCGACGUCUUCAUUCGUAAAUCUUCUGGCGCUCGUGCGAUCACAAGCUGUACUAUGAUCCCACCGCCGUUUUUUGCGGGCACAUUUCCGCCUCAAUUUCCAGCAUGGAACCCCAUUCAGUCUGCUACUUCCUCCUUCUGGCAGUCGGAGGAUGUGCAUAGGCAUCUGAGGAAGUUGAGAGAAACCAUUGAUUUGGCAAAAGCAAUCAGGAAGAAAGAAUUAGAAGCAUUGUUUUUAAUUAAAAGGUCACAAAAUCAAAAUGCAGAAGAAGCUCCUUCAUCAGCAGGAGAACACUCUCCAUCUUCAUAUGAUUCCAUUCUUCCUGAUUUUUCUCAGUGUCCUGAGAAUGAAUAUGUUGUGCAAAUUUUCAAGUUGAUUGAAGCAAAGCGAGCUAGCCUUGAUGUUCAAACAUCUAUGUCAAUAGAAGCAGUAAACUCGCUAGCAUCAACUAUUAAGUAUCAACUCCUUCCUCUUGAUAUCAUUAACAAUCCAGCAGUCCCAUGGGAGUCACGAUCAGAAGCACUAAGAUUUAGUAACAAGUUACAGAAGUGCAAGAGGAACAAACUUUGGAGGAAAAGAAAAAGAAAACGUGUGGCUGAACAAGUGCGCAAGCUGCAAGAAGAUCAUCAGAAAGCAGAUCGAGAUGCUGAUGAAUGGAGAGCUAGGGAGAUUGCCAAGGACGUGGCUAUGCACAAGGUACAACACAUGAAAGAAAUUGCAAAGCUUAAGGCUAAAGAGGAACGGAAGAGACUAGAAUCUGAGCUUGAGCUUCUAUUAGUUGUUGAGAAAUUACAAGAGCUUCGCUCUAUCAGAGUUCAAAAGUUGAAGAAACAAGGUCAUUUUCUUCCAGAAGAGGAUGAUAAAUUUCUUCUGCGUGUACGAGCUGCAGUUGAGGAGGAGGAGCGUCAAGCAGCUGCUGCUGCUGAUACACAUGCUGCUAAGAAUGCUAUUGCAACAGCAGAGGAAUCUAGAAAACUGAUGCAGAACCGACUGACAGAAACAAAUUCUACUGAUCAAAUUGAAGUUGAGCCAUCUAAGGCCAAAGGCCAAAGUGGAACUUCAGAUAUGGAUGCAAGUCUGAAGUCUGAACAGGAGAGAGAUGAAGUUCAAGGCUGUGGCACUGGCAACAGCUAUGACUCAUUGUCAAAUUUACCAUUUGAAUUCCUCCAUUAUUAUCAUGGAAGUAGCAAUGAUAUGGGAACUCUAAUCGAGGUUAGAAGAAUGUGGGAUGCUUACAUUAGAUCCGGAGGAAGUCAUGUACCUGGACAUUGGGUGCAGCCACCUCCACCUUCAGAUGAGAUUUGGGCUUCGUACCUAAUCCCGCCGAAAUAAUGCACUUGCAAGAAAAUCUGUUUUAUCUUGCCUCGUUUCUGUGCUAGAAUGGUUCUGCCAUUUGUUCACAUUCCUGACUUCACUGAUGUUCUAUCUAGACGUGAUGGUGGCUUGAACUGGAUUCAGGUGUUGAUAGUGGGAAAAAGUAGUGGUGCCAGGUAGUUGAAGCAACGCUGAGAAGGUUUUCAAUUUGUUUGCUCUUCUAUUUCAACUGUGAAGUUAUUUAAUUUCCCUGCUAUAAGAUUGUAGCUGAAAACCCGACGGUGUACAGGGUUGUGGGAUUUCUAGUAUCGCUUUUCCAUUGUUACAUAAACCUUGAUAUUUGAUGCUUGUGCAUUUAAAUUUCAAAAUAUCUUGAAAAAUUGGACAA
This is a messenger RNA of Zingiber officinale, 1994 nucleotides long. RefSeq names its product U11/U12 small nuclear ribonucleoprotein 59 kDa protein-like. The transcript has 12 exons. Lineage: Eukaryota; Viridiplantae; Streptophyta; Magnoliopsida; Zingiberales; Zingiberaceae. The record is from RefSeq and is a predicted model, not a curated record. Bases 347 to 1624 code for a protein of 425 amino acids.